ACAGUUUGUUGUUAUAGUUGUUAUUAAUAGAAUGUUUUUACGAUUUGAUUUUCUAGUUCGAAUAUUGCGAAUAUGAUACAAUAUGAUACAAUACAAUCGUGUUUUCUAGAAUAGUUGAAAACCAAAAAAUUGUGAUCGUGCUGUGGAGUAAACAACAGUCAUGGACCACUUUUGGAAUUGCCUUUCAAAAGACGUUGGCCGUAUCUCUGAAACAAUUAGACAUACUCUGGAAGUAACCGAAUACAUCAACGCGGCCCUGGCAUUCAUCGGUAAUGAGGAAAUUGCCGCCAUCGAAGAGGAUAUUCGUCGCCUUCCGGAAAUACUGAACAUACCAGCCGGAGAUCUUUCGUUGAAAAAAUACCAUGGCAGAUUUCUGCAAAAUCCGGAACGUUUUCGGUUCAUGGCCGGAGAAAGAGCUAUUUUAAAAUUGAUUGCAUCGUGCGUCCAGCGGAAGGGAAUCAACCACUAUCUACGCUAUGCUGAGAAGCGUGAAAAGGAGGUCAUUGUACCGGGUAGUCUAGAGACGAGUGCUGCCGAAGUGAGGCGGAAAGUUAUUGAUUUUUAUAACGAAAGAUGUGAUGGAACCGCAGACCAGAUCGAUUUCUGCAACCGCAUAACCGCAAUCCGAGUAGAUGUGUCAGAAACCGACGAUGGCAGCUUAACAGCAAGGAUUGGAUGCUUAUUCUGCCCGGGAGACAAUGUCAUAACUUGUCGCCCCGAACGGACCGGUGGAAGCUGGAAGGUGUCAAACUUUUUGGCUCACAUUCGCAAUGUGCACAAGGGACUAAAUGCACCAACGUCGGCCCCAAGGACAGCAACCGGUUUCCAUCAACCGAGUACUUCACCACCUGUGGAGUGUGGUGGGGAAGGGUCAAAUCUCAGCAGUGCCAGUGGUUUUCAGUACGACAGCUGGGCCAGUUCGAGUGAUGUUACAUCUAGCCACGAAAAUACUUUGAAACGAAAGUAUUCCGGCAAUUCGAUGGAAGAGUUUGGGUUUGUGGUUAAGGAAGAGAGGUUCAAUUAAUAUGCUAAUAUAUUUGCUGUGCUAUGAAAUAAAGAAAA
Molecule: messenger RNA, 1062 nt
Organism: Topomyia yanbarensis
Lineage: Eukaryota; Metazoa; Arthropoda; Insecta; Diptera; Culicidae
Exons: 3
Coding region: 161-1024 (287 amino acids)
Source: RefSeq, a predicted model, not a curated record